AUGCAGCGAGCUUUUAUAGCUAUCCUUACCUUUUCUCUUGGGACAGCAGGGGCUGCUCCGGGGUAUGCCUGCACGUACUACGAUGUUGUCGAGUACCUGAACGUUUCCUCGCACAGCAAGAUGCAUGCACACAUACUGCCCAAGACAAACCCGAAGGAGCCCAUGGAAGUGAAGAUGGAUUUUACGCUGGUGGCUAUUCUCUCUGUGGUUGAAAAGCUCCAGACGGUCACUUUUUACUUCGUGCUGGACCUGGAGUGGAAAAACCCUUUUGCAACUUGGAACCCACGAGAUUUCUGUAACGUUUCCAAAAUUGUUCUGCCCAUGGGUGCAUAUUGGUCUCCUUCCAUCUUCAUCGUAGAGCGAGUGAACGGACAAAAUCCCAACCCGGAUUACAUGACCGUCACGUACAACGGUGUCUUCUAUGCCACCCAGCCCUUCCAGGCCACCUUAACGUGCAGCUUGAUGAUCUUCAAGUUUCCUUUUGACACCCAGAUGUGCAACUUGAGCAUCACUUCCUUACUCUACCCAGUAACAGACCUGGUCUUGAAGAGAAGAGGGACACCAGCUGAGCUAAUGAAACACAGCCAGAGCUACUUCCUAACUGACGGGGAGUGGAAGUUCACCAACCUGAACAUCAUUGAAUACACAGAAAAUCUGGACAAUGGAGAAUAUUCUGUGGUCACCUACAAGAUUUCCCUGGAGAGACGACCCACUCUGUACGUUCUGAACCUGAUCCUGCCAACUUGCGCCCUGUACCUGCUGGACAUGGCCGUGUUGUUUGGACCCAGCUCUCUCGAGGACAAAAUCAAUUUCCAGAUUGCCAUCAUCCUCGGCAGCUCCAUGUUAGCUGUGAUUCUCAACAACAUCCUUCCAACUUCCUCGGAAAAACCACCCAUAAUAGUGGUAUUCUUCCUGGGCACCUUCCUGCUCAUGAUCAUGGCUGUGUUAGACACCCUCUUCCUCUUGCACCAGCGGCACAAAUCCCCAGGCUUGGACAAGGCUCUGGGAGGUUUCCAGCGAGACGAGCAUAUCGAGCUGGCGACACGAGCCAUGAACAACCAGCCCGUGGAACAUCUUGCCAAGGAAGGCGCUCAGCAAAUGCGGACCCGGCCAAGGACGCCCCAGAAAAAAGGCCAGCCAGUCGAGCCCCCCUGGAAACCGCAGCAGCAGGACCCAUUUCUGCCAGUUCUGGAGAAGGUGCUUCUCUACGGUCACUUCUUCCUGUCCCUGUUCUUUUUUGCCAUUAUUUCUAUAAAAUGGAGCACCUAA
Pterocles gutturalis (yellow-throated sandgrouse) is the source of this 1269-nucleotide messenger RNA. Its product is annotated as 5-hydroxytryptamine receptor 3A-like. Gene Ontology annotation, cellular component: membrane; neuron projection; synapse. The transcript is spliced from 9 exons. Gene Ontology annotation, biological process: monoatomic ion transmembrane transport; regulation of membrane potential; signal transduction. Gene Ontology annotation, molecular function: transmembrane signaling receptor activity; neurotransmitter receptor activity; extracellular ligand-gated monoatomic ion channel activity. The coding region runs from base 1 to 1269 and encodes 422 amino acids. The record is from RefSeq and is a predicted model, not a curated record. NCBI's taxonomy places the organism in Eukaryota, Metazoa, Chordata, Aves, Pterocliformes, Pteroclidae.